AUGUUACAGGUAGAUUAUUUAUGGAUAGACGAUGAAUUACAGCCUCAUGAACUUGAAGAUUUAUUUCCAACAUCAACAGUCACAUUCAUAAUAAUUUCCCCAAAUAUUGAUCAAACAUUAUCGAAUUUCAUAAAAUAUAUGCAACCAUGGAUAGAAUUGUAUCCUUGGAGUUAUGAACGACCUGAGUUUCAAGCACAUACUUCCAAGAGCAUUGAGUACAUAUAUGGGGAGAUGAAGUAUCAUGGACAUCCAGAAGAUAUGGAGCUAUUAAUUGCAAUAUUGAUCAAUUUUACUAAAUAUGAAGAUUGUUUUAUUCAUCUAUUCGAUUCCUUGGAGAUCGAACCUGUGCUAGUAAUUUGUCAUGAAACACUUGCUGAAGAAUUAAAUGAUGUUACUACGGCACGAAAUAGAGUAUGGAUUCAUGAUGAUGGUUGUGUAGUUUUGAAUAAACGGAAUCAAUUCGAAGACUAUCUACCGCUACAUAGUGCUGUACUACAAAUAUUUGAUGGAGAUUAUACACCUAAUGAAGUUCUAACUACAGAAAUCAAAGAAAAAUGUAGCUUGAUUAGAGGUUUGAGUCAUGUUCAUGAUGUUACCUUAAAAUUACCUGUACCCAUAGCGAAACUAGUCUCAAAUGACACCAUGUUUGCUGCAAAGGCUUUAGAAGGAUUAUCAAAAUUAGAUGAAGUCAAACCUCUCGAGUUCGAUGAGGGAGUCGAAAUAAAGACGGCAAUGAAUAGUAUGAAUUUGGGAGUAAUGUUGGGUAUAGCUUUAGCAAAUGGAGGAGAACAACAUUUAAGUGGGAUUUAUUUGUCGGGCUUGCAGCAUUUCUACCAGGGCAAACCUGAUCCUAAAAUUCCGGACACAAUAAAGCAAAGUUCAAGAGAUGUUUUACAAGAUGAGUUGAUUAGUAUAGGUAUUAUAAAUUCAAAAGUGUCUGAAGAUUUGGAACUUGUUGAAAUCUUACUGUCUCUUUCGGAAUCAAUGGAUGAUGAAGAAAAAUAUGCUAAAAAUUUGAAAGCUUUGUUUGACAUGAACAAUUUGGAAGAAACCUUGAAUCUAGAUGAAGAACAAGUGGAUGAUGAUGAUGAUGAUGAAAGUGAUUUUUCUGAUGACGAAUUAAAUGAAUUUAGAUGGAAGUAUCAUGAUAUCACCUCGGGGUGGAUACCAAAAGAAUUUGUAGCGUCGAAAUAUCAGGAAUUCAAACAUUCGAUAUUGAAAUUGACUAGCAAAUUCAAAGAUGAAUUUAAAAAUACUGAAUUUGAUGAUUUUCCUGAAUUCAUGGAACUGGAAAUCAUUUUAGAGAUGAAUAGUAAGAAUAAUGAUACUGAUAAGAUUUAUAAUGAUGAUUCCGAUUAUCAAAGUGAUACAAAUGAGAUACAUGGUGAUAUGGCUUAUGGUGAAUUUAUAAAAUUAAGAAGAAAAAUGAGACAAGACGAAGAUGUUGUUGGUCACCAACAAGAUGAAGAUGAAGAAGAAGAUGAAGAAUGGGAAGAUGUUAAUGAUGAUAAUGAUAAUGAUAAUGAUGCUUACGAUGGCGAUGCUUAUGAUAAUGAUUUAAUGAAUGAUGAUGACAAUUUUGAGGAAAAUCUCGAAACCAAACCCCAAAUUGAAGUAAUAGACGAAGAUUCGCAAAAUGUACUCGACACAAGAUUGACUAAGGAUGAAGUGGAAAGAUUAACUAGAAGUCUUCACACUCUUAGAACGAGCGAAGAUGAAAGUCUAGAGCUGCUGUUAAAAAAGAAAUAA
Molecule: messenger RNA, 1749 nt
Organism: Lodderomyces pseudojiufengensis
Lineage: Eukaryota; Fungi; Ascomycota; Pichiomycetes; Serinales; Debaryomycetaceae
Exons: 1
Coding region: 1-1749 (582 amino acids)
Source: RefSeq, a predicted model, not a curated record